Messenger RNA from Gossypium arboreum, 600 nucleotides. RefSeq lists its product as uncharacterized. The transcript has 2 exons. Bases 1 to 600 code for a protein of 199 amino acids. NCBI's taxonomy places the organism in Eukaryota, Viridiplantae, Streptophyta, Magnoliopsida, Malvales, Malvaceae. Gene Ontology annotation, molecular function: RNA-DNA hybrid ribonuclease activity; nucleic acid binding. The record is from RefSeq and is a predicted model, not a curated record.
AUGGAGUCAACUGCUUUAAGUAGAAGGAUAGCCCAAUGGCAAAUUCUGCUUUCCGAAUUCGAUAUAGUUUAUGUGAACCAGAAGGCUGUGAAAGGGAAUGCAAUAGUAGAUUUUCUAGCCAAAUACGAAGCAUGUAUUAUGGGAAUUUGUGCAGCUAUCACACGAAAAGUCAAAGUGCUAGAGGUGUAUAGAGAUUCUGCGCUUGUAAUCUAUCAGCUUAAGGGUGAAUGGGAAACAAGGGACCCCAAGCUGAUUAGUUACCGGAAGCUAGUUCUAGAAUUAAUUGAGGUGUUUGAUGAUAUCACUUUCUGUUAUCUCCUGCGAGAUGAGAACCAGAUGGCUGACGCCUUGGCUACCUUAGCUUCUAUGAUCGGAGUAAAUAAACAAGAGGAUAUGAAGCUGAUCCAAAUGAGUAUUUGUGAGGCUCCAACUCAUUGCUGCAAUAUCGAAGAAGAAGAGGAGAGAGAUGAUUAUCCUUGGUAUCAUGAUAUUCUACGAUAUGUGAAGAACUAUAAAUACCCUGAUCAGGCAACUGAAAAUGAUAAGAGAACGUUGAGGAGGCUGGCCAGUGAUUGUGUCUUAGACGAAGAUAUCCUAUAA